AUGUACACAGUGAGUCAGCGUGACCUUGGUACCUCAGAAGGGAACCUCGUCUUUGAAGGAGUACUAGCAUUGGCAUCAUCGGAGGGGGCAGGGCAUUUAUUCCUCUUCAAAGUGGACAUUCUAAACAAUCUGCACUCAGUCCUCUGCAUGCUGCUCUGUGUCCUGGGACUCCUGGCCAAUGGCUUCGUUGUGCUGGUGCUGAGCAGAGAAUGGGUGUCACCAGGGAGGCUGCUCCCCUCCAGCAGGAGCCUCUUUAGCUUGGGUGUCUCCUGCUUCUGCCUGCUGGGUUGCAGUGGCAACUUCUACUACUUCCUCCAUCUGGUCGAGUACUGCGGGGGUCCCGCCUGGCAGUUCUUUGGUCUACGCUGAGACUUCCUGAACUCGUUCAUCUUCUGGUUUGGCUCCUGGCUCAGCAACCUCUUCUUCAUGGAGAUUGCUAACUUCACCCACCCCACCUUCCUCUGGCAGAAGUAGAGGUUCCCAGGGUUAGUGCUCUGGCUUCUGCUGGGCUCUCUCCUCAUCUCCCUUAUCAUCACCCUGUAGUUCUUUUGGGGGAACCACGAUUUGUAUAAAGGUUUCUUUAUUAGCAAAUUUUCUGGUAACAUGACCUACAAUCAGCAGAGCAGGGGGCUGGAAAUUCACCAUUUUCUACCCCUGAAACUGGUCACCCUUUCAAUUCCUUGCUCUCUUUUUCUGGUCUCGAUUGCUCUGUUGAUUAACUCUCUGAGGAGACACAUGUGGAGGAGGCGGCACAAUGCCCACAGCCUGCAGGAGCCCAGCGCCCAGGCUCACACCAGAGCUCUGAAGUCACUCAUCUCCUGCCUCGUUCUUUAUGCUCUGUCCUUCGUGUCCCUGAGCAUCAAUGCUGCAGCGUUCUACUCCUCAGAAAGUGACUGGUACUGGCCGUGGCAAAUUUUAACCUACUCGUGCACAUCCAUCCAUCCCUUUAUCCUCAUCCUCAGCAACCUCAGGCUUUGAGGGGUGUUCAGGCAGCAAAUUUUGUUGGCCAGGGGCUUCUGGGUGGCCCAAGUGGCAUGA
This is a messenger RNA of Physeter macrocephalus (sperm whale), 1038 nucleotides long. RefSeq names its product taste 2 receptor member 41 (gene TAS2R41). Gene Ontology annotation, cellular component: membrane. Gene Ontology annotation, molecular function: bitter taste receptor activity; G protein-coupled receptor activity. The record is from RefSeq and is a predicted model, not a curated record. Gene Ontology annotation, biological process: G protein-coupled receptor signaling pathway; detection of chemical stimulus involved in sensory perception of bitter taste; sensory perception of taste. NCBI's taxonomy places the organism in Eukaryota, Metazoa, Chordata, Mammalia, Artiodactyla, Physeteridae.